GCACACAGGCGGAUUGUUGCGUGAAGUCUUAUUUAAUUUGUCAACAUGGUGUUAGAUAUUGAGCUCUUCCGUGGCGACAAGGGCGGAGACCCUGCUAAAAUCAAGGAGAAUCAAGCCAAAAGAUUUAAGGAUGUUACGUUAGUGGACAAGGUAGUCGACCACGACACAGCUUGGCGGAAACUGAGGUUUCGAGCAGAUUUGCUGAACAAGCUCAAGAACAUGUGUAGCAAAGUUAUUGGAGAAAAAAUGAAGAAAAAGGAAGCAGUGGGUGAUGAUUCAGCAGUUCCUUCAGAAGUCCUGGACAACAUGGAUAGUAUUACACAAGAUCAGCUAGCAGGUUUGACAGUGAACCAGAUCAAGAAAGUACGAGUCGAGAUCGAUGAAGCCAUGAAGAAGAAUGAUUCUGAUCUGGCUACAGAGGAAACCUUGCGGAAUGAAUGUCUCAAGGAUAUUGGCAAUUUGAUUCACGAAAGCUGCAUUGUCAGCAAUGAUGAGGCUGAGAACGGAAUUGAGCGUACAUUUGGUGAAACAGAAGUGACGAAGAAGUAUUCCCACAUUGAUCUGGUGGUGAUGGUGGACGGUGUCGAUACUGAGAGAGGGACUGUCACAGCUGGUGGGCGAGGAUACUACCUCAAGGGCCCCCUAGUCUUUCUUGAGCAGGCCCUGAUCAACCAUGCCAUGCAGAUGUUGCAACUUCAGGGCUACACUCCACUGUACACACCCUUCUUCAUGAGGAAGGAGGUGAUGCAGGAGGUGGCUCAGCUCUCCCAGUUCGAUGAGGAGCUCUACAAGGUUAUUGGCAAGAGCAGCGAGAAACAAGAUGACAGUGAUAUUGAUGAGAAAUAUCUAAUUGCAACCUCGGAGCAACCUAUUGCCGCGUUCCAUCGUGAUGAGUGGAUCCCAACUGAGAAUCUGCCCCUGAAGUACUGUGGGUACUCCACAUGCUUCCGCCAAGAGGUCGGGUCACAUGGCCGAGAUUCAAGAGGAAUCUUCAGGGUGCAUCAGUUUGAAAAGGUAGAGCAGUUUGUUGUGACUUCACCAAAAGAGAACUAUUCUUGGGAGAUGUUUGAUGAAAUGAUUAAGAAUGCUGAAAAUUUCACACAAUCGCUUGGCAUUCCCUAUCGAGUGGUGAACAUUGUCUCAGGUGAACUGAACAAUGCUGCCUCCAAAAAGCUGGAUCUGGAGGCAUGGUUUCCAGGAUCUGGUGCCUUUAGAGAGUUGGUGUCGUGUUCAAAUUGUACAGACUACCAGUCAAGGAGACUCAAGAUCAGAUUUGGCCAGACCAAGAAGAUGAAUCAGGAGGUGGAGUAUGUACACAUGUUGAAUGCUACCAUGUGUGCCACAACUAGAGUCAUUUGUGCCAUCCUAGAAAACUUUCAGACAGAAGACGGAAUUCUUGUCCCCAAAGUCCUGGCUCGAUUUAUGCCAGAGGUAUAUGCAGAGAAAAUACCAUUUGUUAAACCUGCCCCAAUUGAUGAACAAGAGAAUAAGAAACAGAAAAAAAGCAAAGACAAGAAGAAGAAUUUAGAGGAAGGUGUACAAAAUAUGGACAUCAAGAAAUAG
This is a messenger RNA of Haliotis rubra (blacklip abalone), 1563 nucleotides long. Its product is annotated as serine--tRNA ligase, cytoplasmic-like. Gene Ontology annotation, cellular component: cytosol. The transcript is spliced from 11 exons. NCBI's taxonomy places the organism in Eukaryota, Metazoa, Mollusca, Gastropoda, Lepetellida, Haliotidae. Gene Ontology annotation, biological process: seryl-tRNA aminoacylation. Gene Ontology annotation, molecular function: tRNA binding; serine-tRNA ligase activity; ATP binding. The coding region runs from base 46 to 1563 and encodes 505 amino acids. The record is from RefSeq and is a predicted model, not a curated record.